Molecule: messenger RNA, 2114 nt
Organism: Pteronotus mesoamericanus
Lineage: Eukaryota; Metazoa; Chordata; Mammalia; Chiroptera; Mormoopidae
Gene: PLD3
Product: phospholipase D family member 3
Exons: 14
Coding region: 343-1815 (490 amino acids)
Molecular function (GO): catalytic activity
Source: RefSeq, a predicted model, not a curated record
CAAACUUGCAGUCCAGCCCGAGGGCGCGUGCGCGCGGCGGGGGUGGUCGGGCCCAGCUCCAGUUUAGAAGGUGCGUGCGGGGCUGGGUCCCGGAGUGGGAGACUUGGAGUGCAGUCUCUCCACGUUAUCAUGGUACUCUCUGUGGUGGCAGCCACCCCACAUCACGAUCUCCAUAUUGUCUUCACUUCUGCCACAUCACUACACCUGAGGGAGAAGCUCAUCAGCCAUCACAAACCUUGCUCAUGCAAUGCAUGUCCGCGAUACAAAAACUCACAAGUUUGGAGACCCUGACACACCCACUUUCCCACCUGCGCUCUGCGUGCCCCCCGGCUGCCUGGCAAGAUGAAGCCUAAGCUGAUGUAUCAGGAGCUGAAGGUGCCUGCUGAGGAGCCCACCAGUGAGCUGCCCAUGAAUGAGAUUGAGGCAUGGAAGGCUGCUGAGAAGAAAGCCCGCUGGGUCCUGCUGGUCCUUAUCCUGGCCGUUGUGGGUUUUGGUGCCCUGAUGACUCAGCUGUUCUUAUGGGAAUACAGCGACUUGCAUCUCUUUGGGCCCAACCAGCGCCCAGCCCCCUGCUAUGACCCCUGCGAAGCAGUGCUGGUGGAGAGCAUCCCCGAGGGCCUGGACUUCCCCAAUGCCUCCACUGGCAACCCAUCCACCAGCCAGGCUUGGCUGGGCCUGCUCGCCGGGGCCCACAGCAGCCUGGACAUCGCCUCCUUCUACUGGACCCUCACCAACAAUGACACCCACACUCAGGAGCCCUCUGCCCAGCAGGGCGAGGAGGUCUUUCAGCAGCUCCAGGCCCUGGCGCCUCGAGGUGUAAAGGUCCGCGUUGCUGUCAGCAAGCCCAGCGGGUCCCAGUCCCAGGCAGACCUGCAGGCCCUCCUGCAGAGUGGUGCCCAGGUACGCACGGUGGACAUGCAGAAGCUGACCCAUGGCGUCCUGCACACCAAAUUCUGGGUGGUGGACCAGACCCACUUCUACAUUGGCAGUGCCAACAUGGACUGGCGCUCCCUGACCCAGGUCAAGGAGCUGGGCGUGGUCAUGUAUAACUGCAGCUGCCUAGCUCAAGACCUGACCAAGAUCUUCGAGGCCUACUGGUACCUGGGCCAGGCGGGCAGCUCCAUCCCAUCAACCUGGCCUCGGUCCUAUGACACCCGCUACAAUCAAGAGACACCAAUGGAGAUCUGCCUCAAUGGGACCCCUGCUCUGGCCUACCUGGCAAGUGCGCCCCCACCACUGUGUCCAGUUGGCCGCACCCCAGACUUGAAGGCUCUGCUCAACGUAGUGGACAACGCCCGGAGUUUCAUCUACAUCGCAGUCAUGAACUACCUGCCCACAAUGGAGUUCUCCCACCCGCGCAGGUUCUGGCCUGCCAUUGACGACGGGCUGCGGCGGGCUGCCUACGAGCGGGGUGUCAAAGUGCGCCUGCUGGUCAGCUGCUGGGGACACUCGGAGCCAUCCAUGCGGGCCUUCCUGCUCUCCCUGGCUGCCCUGCGUGACAACCACUCCCACUCUGACAUCCAGGUGAAACUCUUUGUGGUCCCUGCGGACGAGGCCCAGGCCCGAAUCCCAUAUGCCCGAGUCAACCACAACAAGUAUAUGGUGACUGAACGUGCCACCUACAUCGGAACCUCCAACUGGUCCGGCAGCUACUUCACAGAGACAACAGGCACCUCACUGCUGGUGACACAGAAUGGGCGGGGUGGCCUGCGGAGCCAGCUGGAAGCCGUUUUCCUGAGAGACUGGGACUCCCCUUACAGCCAUGACCUUGACACCUCAGCUGACAGCGUGGGCAAUGCCUGUCGCCUGCUCUGAGGCCCUUAAGGCCCCCACAGACCCAGAUACUCGGGGUCAUGGUCCCUGUCCCCAUGCCCCUGCUUCUCUCCGUCCCAUUGUGGCUCCAUAGACCCCCUCGCUCUCCCACCUCUACCUCCGCCCCUGCCAGCCUGACCCUGUGGCCCCUGGGGCCCAGUCGAGCUGGGGGAGGAAUCAGCCCCAGAAGAAGUGGGGGUGCAUGCUGGGCCUGUCCCCUGGCCCGCCCCCUUCCCAGGGCAAAGAGGGCCCAAGGUUAUAAGGAAAAGUAAAUAACUUGUCUGUACAGCCUCUGCCUGACU